AUGGACGAGCGGCUGGUGGAGGCGGCGCAGGCGCUGCUCACGGGCUAUGACACAGCACUGAGCCGGCAUCUCGACAACGCGCGCGUGCUGUGGGCGCGCGUCUUUGAGCGCAACCGCCGAGACGUGGAGGAGAAGAGCGAGCAGCUCAAGGCCCUCGGCAACAUGGCCGCCCUCAUCGCGGGGUUCUCCCUCGCGGCGUUCAUGCAGUUUGACUGGACGGGCUUUGUCGACACCACGGGCGCCCUGCUGCCGCUCUUUGGCCUCACCAUGGCGCUGACCGUGGGCUUCAACAUGAUCGCCGUCAUCAUCUGCACCCUCAUGCUCGUCAGCAUCAUCAAGACCGGCCAGCGCUACACAUCCGAUGAAGAGGAGGCGGAAUUCAUGGCACGAGCACGCGACUUUGCCCUGACCUACAGGCCCGGAAUGCGGCCGCCGGCGCCGCACCGAUCCUUCGCCGCCCACUGGAACACGCGCUGCGAGACCAGCUGGCGGCGCGCCUUCACCCUCUUCGGCCUGUCCAUCCCCGCGUGCUUUGCCAACCUAGCGGUCGCGGCGUGGAUCAAGUUCGACAGCUCUGUCCCUGCGGCCGCUAUUGUGACGGCGAUCAUGCUGCUGUCCGCGGCCGCGGUGGCGUGGCACCACCGUAAGUGGACGGCGCACAUCCUCACAAAGGACCGCCUGGCACAGGGCGCCGAGCGCAUACCUUUGGUCAGCAGCGGCCUGCCAUUUGACUGGCACCUGAAGCCGGCGACACUGCCGCGCGGCGCUGCCAACGGCAACGACCCGUCGCAGUGGGGCGGCAGCGUCGGCGACGGCGUGUCGCAGUCUGCGUCGGAGCCCAGGGGCGCGUGGCCGCUGCGCUCCAGCGCGCCGACCUCACAGUCGCAGUCGCACGUGGCGCUGGCUCACCCAACAUCGCAGGUGGACAUCGACAUGCAGGCACGGCUUGCGCCGUCGCGGUGA
Monoraphidium neglectum is the source of this 963-nucleotide messenger RNA. RefSeq lists its product as hypothetical. The record is from RefSeq and is a predicted model, not a curated record. Bases 1 to 963 code for a protein of 320 amino acids. Lineage: Eukaryota; Viridiplantae; Chlorophyta; Chlorophyceae; Sphaeropleales; Selenastraceae. The transcript is spliced from 10 exons.